AAGUAACACGACAACAAUGGUCCUUAAAGGAACUGAAGACAAUCAGAAUAUUUGGUUGUCCCAGCAAGAAAAACAUCAAAAAAAACCACGACGAGCAUGAAGUAGAUGACGGAGAAGAGAUACCGCUAGCCAAGCGUAAAAUCAAAACCGAAGAAGACGAAUAUAAUGAAGAAAGUGAACACAAUGCGAUUCUGGAACAAGAGGAUGCUACAACAACAGAGGUGGUACAUCAUCAUCAACAACCACCAUCCCAUCGGUCAAGUACACAACAACAAAUGCAAAACACCGAAAUCAUUGAGGUGCAGCAACAUCACCAAUCGGCUGCCGAAGCCGGCAAUUUAGAUGAUUUCAAAAGUCUCUAUCAAGCCGACAAUACACGUCUCUCACUGCAGGAUGGCAAGGGGCGAACUGCUGCCCAUCAGGCCGCAUCACGUAAUCGUGUAAAUAUUUUACGUUAUAUCAGAGAUCAAAAUGGUGAUUUUAAUAUACAAGAUAAUGCCGGCAAUACACCCAUACACAUGGCUGUGGAAUGUGAUUCACGUGAUGCCUUGGAAUUUUUACUAUCAAUAGAUUCAUUAGCCAAUAGAGUAACAUAA
Musca vetustissima is the source of this 596-nucleotide messenger RNA. RefSeq lists its product as uncharacterized. The record is from RefSeq and is a predicted model, not a curated record. The annotation marks the transcript as partial. Gene Ontology annotation, molecular function: protein binding. The transcript has 4 exons. NCBI's taxonomy places the organism in Eukaryota, Metazoa, Arthropoda, Insecta, Diptera, Muscidae.